AUGUCUUGGUUUUUGACUAUAAUCAUUCUCACUUUCACUUUCAUUAAUCUUUCAGAGGCUAGGCAUGGGAAGAAGCUUCAAUCAGCAGUUCUUGUUGGCACUGUCUACUGUGACACAUGCUUCAAAAAGGAUUUCUCCAAGGCUAGCCAAUUCAUUUCAGGUGCAUCGGUUGCAGUAGAAUGUGGAGACACAAAUUCAAGGCAAAGUUUUCGCAGGGAAGCGAAAACAGACGAGCAUGGAGAAUUCAGUGUUCCCCUGCCUUUCUCAGUAAGCAAACAUGCCAAGAAAAUUAAGGGUUGUUCUGUGAAGUUAAUCAGCAGCAGCGAGCCGCAUUGCGCUGUGGCCUCAUUAUCAACCUCUUCUUUACUUUAUCUCAAGUCUAAAAGGCCUGAAACUCACAUUUUCUCAGCAGGGUCUCUCACAUUUAAGCCUUUGAAACAGCCAGACCACUGCAACCAAAAACCAAAAAAUCUCCAAAAUUCCCAGAAAAUCAAUUCCUUGAAGUCUUCAAUUCCAACUCCUGAUGAUCCACCAAUUCAGGAGCAUCCUCAAUAUCUUCCAGAACUACCAAGGCUUCCACCAUUGCCACCACUCCCUCCUCUGCCACCACUUCCUGGACUACCAUUCUUCCCACCAAACCCGUUGAAGACGCCACCUUCUGUACUUCCUCCAAUCUCUCUCUCUCCUCCAACUUCAACAUUUCCUCCAGUUUCUCUCUCUCCUCCACCUUCAACAUUUCCUCCAGUUUCUCUCUCUCCUCCACCUUCAACAUUUCCUCCAAUUUUUCUCUCUCCUCCACCAUCAACAUUUACUCCAAUUAAUUUCCCACCUAUAUCAGAUAUAACUCCAUCACCACCUCCACCACCUUCACCAGCCUUCCAAUUUCCUCUCCCUCCAUUCCCAUUUCAACCAUCACCUGGCUUCCCUGGAAGUCCACCAGCAACUUUUUCUCCUAAGAAAACCUCUCCUUAAAUAAACCAUGUUUGUCUUUUUAAUUCUUGUACUGAUCACAUGGGGCACGAUUGUUUGAAAGAAUAAUGGAAUUUGAUGUUAGUGGAACAUGUAAUGUGUCUGUUUUCGAUGAGAAUGGCAGGACAGAAUUUUCUUGUUUGUUGAAUAAAGCUGAAAUUGCAGGAAAUUCGAAACCUUAGUCAGAAAAACAAGGCAAUUCUCCAUGUAUUUCUUUUUUCCAGUCUCAAUAUUUGAAAAAAAAAUAAAAUAAAUUUGCAAGUCUUUCAUCCUAACUAUUGCAAUCACUUAAUGUAAUUAAGAGAUGG
This is a messenger RNA of Ilex paraguariensis (yerba mate), 1277 nucleotides long. NCBI's taxonomy places the organism in Eukaryota, Viridiplantae, Streptophyta, Magnoliopsida, Aquifoliales, Aquifoliaceae. The record is from the annotation of a GenBank genome assembly.